GGGGGUCCAUCGCGCGGAGCUUGCUCCUCGCCUGCGGUGGGCGGCGGCGGCGGCCUCGGGUGAGGUCUGGUAAAGGGCAGCAGGGAAGUGUGGGGCCAGGGGGGCCUGGAAACUCUCUGAGUAGCCAUUGGCCGCCGGCUGCCCCUGUGCCCGAGGACGGCUUUUGCAUCCCGACGUCACCACCCGGCCCCCGCCUCACGUGUUGCAGCCCCCAGGUCGCCUCUGCAGACAUAGCCGCCAACUUACUGCCUGUGAGGCUGUGUCCUGUCACCCGCCGGAUGCCAAACGCCGUGCGGAGUGACUUCGAUUUUUGCAACAGCCCUGCAAGGUUGGCCCAUGGCGGAUUCAGCUGGUUCAAGCGAAACUUCCUAUCUGCUCCCUCCAAACAGGGAGGACUGGGAAGAGCAAGGCAUCCCUGACUUUGUCUAUGGACAGAAGGAACUCACGCGGGAAGGGAUCCAGUGGCCCAGGACCGCGCCCAGCCUCCCGGACACACGGCCUCUGUCUCAUUUUGACUCCGCGCUCUGCUCUGCCUGGAGACAGCGGAUGGAGCUGGGGCUGUUCCGCUACCGCCUGGGGGAGCUGCAGACCCGGACGCUCCCUGGUCCCAUGGGCUUCGUGGCUCAGCUGAAUGUGGAACGAGGGGUGCAGAGGAGGCGCCCCCAGAACAUCAGGAGCGUCAGGCAGGCCUUUGACCCCGAAGAGUUUAACUUCAACAAAAUCCGGCCGGGAGAAGUCCUCUUCCGUUUGCGCCGGGAGCCCGAUCCCCCGGGGGUUCUCCAGCAAGAGGAUAUCCUGGUGAUGAUCAACGUGAGCCCCCUGGAGUGGGGCCACGUGCUGCUGGUGCCCGAGCCCGCCCGGGGACUCCCCCAGCGCCUGCUGCCCGGGGCACUCCGGGCCGGGCUGGAGGCCGUGCUGCUGAGCUCACACCCUGGCUUUCGCGUCGGCUUCAACAGCCUGGGCGGCUUGGCCUCCGUGAACCACCUGCACCUGCACGGCUAUUACCUGCCCCACAGGCUGCCCGUGGAGGGGGCACCAAGUGAGCCCCUGGACCCGGGGGGCCGUUUACACCUGCUGCAGGCGGUCCCAGCUCCCGGCUUCCUUUUUUACACCGGCGGGCCAGGCCCGGACAUAGAAGCCUUGGUAAGCAGGGUGUGCCGCGCCACCGACUAUCUGACUGCCCGUGAGAUUGCACACAACCUGUUCGUGACCCGGGGCGCACCGCCUGGACAGACUUCCUUUUCCUCAACCCUCACAGGGGUCCGGGUCAUCCUCUGGCCCCGGAAGUCCAGCUUUGGGGUCAAGGAGCGGGAGGCGUUCAAUGUUGCCCUUUGCGAGCUGGCCGGGCACCUCCCUGUCAAAACGCCCCAGGACUUCAGCAGCCUGACGGAGGCGGCCGCGCUGGCCCUCAUUCGGGACUGUCUGCUGCCCCCGGCGCAGGCAGAAGAGGUACGGGCAGCACUGGUGGCCUUGACAGCCCAGGAGGAGCAAUCAUUAGGGCAUUUCCAUCACUGCUCUCUCACCGGGUCUUAGCCUCAGAGGAGGGAGCGAGAACUGAUCGAAAUGGUCUCUUUCAAGAGGAGACACCUUGGAAUAAAUCGAAU
Myotis lucifugus (little brown bat) is the source of this 1604-nucleotide messenger RNA. RefSeq names its product GDP-D-glucose phosphorylase 1 (gene GDPGP1). NCBI's taxonomy places the organism in Eukaryota, Metazoa, Chordata, Mammalia, Chiroptera, Vespertilionidae. Gene Ontology annotation, biological process: glucose metabolic process. Gene Ontology annotation, cellular component: cytoplasm. Gene Ontology annotation, molecular function: GDP-D-glucose phosphorylase activity. Bases 337 to 1533 code for a protein of 398 amino acids. The record is from RefSeq and is a predicted model, not a curated record. The transcript is spliced from 2 exons.